This is a messenger RNA of Panicum hallii, 1029 nucleotides long. Its product is annotated as psbP domain-containing protein 1, chloroplastic. Gene Ontology annotation, molecular function: calcium ion binding. The record is from RefSeq and is a predicted model, not a curated record. Bases 42 to 836 code for a protein of 264 amino acids. NCBI's taxonomy places the organism in Eukaryota, Viridiplantae, Streptophyta, Magnoliopsida, Poales, Poaceae. Gene Ontology annotation, biological process: photosynthesis. The transcript is spliced from 3 exons. Gene Ontology annotation, cellular component: extrinsic component of membrane; photosystem II oxygen evolving complex; photosystem II.
UGGGCAGAGCCGAGCGGAGCUCAGCUCACUGCUCACCUCCCAUGGCCGCCGCCGCCGCCGCCGCCGCCGCAGCAGCAGCAGCAGCCGCGACUGCCUUCUCCCGGGGACGGAGGAGCCCGCCCCGCACGCGUCCCGCCGCCGUUACCCCACGCGCCGAGGUCCCCGGCAGGCACCGCGGCCGGGUUGUCCCUGCUGUUCCCAGGAGGAAUGUGCUGUCGACAAUGCUAUCCACCUCAACAGUCCUACUCUUAGGACCAAAGCAGAUCACCCUAGCUGAGACAACCGGCGGUGCAUUCAGGGAGUACAUCGACACAUUUGACGGCUACACCUUCUUGUACCCCAAGAGCUGGAUCCAGGUGCGAGGCGCUGGUGCGGACAUAUUCUUCAGGGACCCCUUCGUCCUCGACGAGAACAUGUCGGUUGAGAUAUCGUCCCCUUCGUCAUCAAAAUACAUCAGUGUUGAGGAUCUAGGCCCUCCAGAGAAGGCUGCGGAGAAGGUUCUGAAGCAGUACCUGACGGAGUUCAUGUCGACCAGGCUGGGAGUUCGGCGCGAAUCGAACAUCCUGUCGGCAUCAUCCAAGGUCGCUGACGAUGGCAGGCUGUACUAUGAAGUUGAGGUGAACAUAAAAUCCUAUGCGAGCAACAACGAGCUGGCAGUGAUGCCGCAGGACAGGGUGCAGAGCCUGGAGUGGGAUCGGCGCUACCUGUCGGUUCUUGGCGUCGAGAACAAGCGGCUCUAUGAGCUCCGGUUGCAGACGCCAGAGCAGGUGUUCAUGCAGGAAGAGGACGACCUCAGAAGAGUCAUGGAUUCCUUCAGGGUCAUCAAGACGGAGUAGUACGGUGCAGACAGUACCAUUUGCUUGCAAAAUAUUGCAAUGCGUUGUAUGAGAGUAGAGCGCAAAAUUUUUGUAUAGCUGAUCUCAUAUUUGUUGAUAAACUUAUCUUGGAUAAGAUAUUUAAGGUUACAUGUACCUUGUCUGCAAUUUGUAAAUCAGUUCAAGUGGAAAUGGAAAACAACAAAUUGAACUA